Messenger RNA from Rasamsonia emersonii CBS 393.64, 1170 nucleotides. RefSeq lists its product as uncharacterized. The coding region runs from base 1 to 1170 and encodes 389 amino acids. Gene Ontology annotation, biological process: cellular response to starvation; regulation of autophagy; positive regulation of TOR signaling. The record is from RefSeq and is a predicted model, not a curated record. NCBI's taxonomy places the organism in Eukaryota, Fungi, Ascomycota, Eurotiomycetes, Eurotiales, Trichocomaceae. The transcript has 4 exons. Gene Ontology annotation, molecular function: GTPase activity; GTP binding. Gene Ontology annotation, cellular component: Gtr1-Gtr2 GTPase complex; fungal-type vacuole membrane; nucleus.
AUGUCGGUCAUUCCUCCUCGUCGUAAUCGGACCGUCGUGGAACAAGGCCCGGAGCGCGCAGUGUUUUCUGAUAGCUCAAUACUGCAUGGCCAUCCCCCGAUCAUCAGGACUCGUUCGCAGCUAAGGCUUGAGGGAAUUUUACAGGGUGCGAAUCAGGCGCUGGCACAACCAGGCCAUGGCAGGCCGGGCCAGCCAUCUAGUCGCAAAUUCCGUGACCAGAAACCCCGUCUCUUAUUGAUGGGACUCCGUCGGAGUGGCAAGUCUUCGAUCUCUAGCGUAGUCUUCCACAAGAUGCCUCCCACGGAAACCCUUUUUCUGGAGUCCACCACCCGGAUACAGAAGGAUUCCAUACACUCAUUUAUGGACUUCCAGGUCUGGGACUUUCCCGGUCAGCUGGAAUACUUGGAACCGUCUUUCGACCUGGAGGCUAUCUUCGGUACACUGGGAGCGCUGGUCUGGGUGAUCGACGCGCAGGAUGAUUACCUAGACUCGGUGGCCCGGCUGAAUCGCACGAUCCUCACGGUCCAGCAAUACUACCCGAACAUCAACAUCGAAGUAUUUAUCCACAAGGUCGACGGCCUGUCGGAGGAGUACCGCACGGAUACCUUCCAGGACAUCGUGCAGCGUAUCUCAGACGAGCUCAGCGACGCAGGAUACGAAAACGCCCCUGUGCAUUACUAUCUGACCUCCAUCUAUGACUACUCAGUCUUUGAAGCCUUCAGCAAGGUCAUUCAGAAGCUGAUCCCGCAGCUCCCGACGCUGGAAAACCUAAUCAACAUCCUGGCCAACAACUGCGGGUUUGAGAAGACGUAUCUCUUCGAUGUCCUCAGCAAGAUCUACAUCGCGUCCGAUACGCGUCCGGUUGAUAUGGCCUGCUACGAGAUGUGUUCGGACUACAUCGACGUCAUCGUGGACAUUUCCGAGCUGUAUUCAUGGGACCACCCGGACCGCAAGCCCAAGGGCGAGCAGAUGCGUGAAGCAGAGAGCCACGUGAUCCUGCACGAUCACAGCAUGAUCCACCUAAUGGAGAUGAACAAAUAUCUCUGCCUCGUCUCGGUAAUCCGCAACCCGGAAGCGAAGGAAAAGAAGGGCCUGAUCGACAUGAACUGCCGCAUCUUCCAGGAUGCUCUGAACGAAAUCUUCUCACGCGGCUGGGAACAAGAGGAAUGA